Helianthus annuus (common sunflower) is the source of this 1638-nucleotide messenger RNA. Its product is annotated as autophagy-related protein 18b. Gene Ontology annotation, biological process: protein lipidation; autophagy of mitochondrion; protein localization to phagophore assembly site. The transcript is spliced from 11 exons. Gene Ontology annotation, molecular function: phosphatidylinositol-3,5-bisphosphate binding; protein binding; phosphatidylinositol-3-phosphate binding. Lineage: Eukaryota; Viridiplantae; Streptophyta; Magnoliopsida; Asterales; Asteraceae. The coding region runs from base 154 to 1278 and encodes 374 amino acids. The record is from RefSeq and is a predicted model, not a curated record. Gene Ontology annotation, cellular component: extrinsic component of membrane; cytosol; phagophore assembly site membrane.
UAAUAAUUUAGUCUAUAUGUGUUUAAUUUAAUCGAUUAGACCCAAAUGUAGUUAUGAUCGAUCAUCAUAUGCAAACUCUAUUGCUUAAACUGAAAGCUAAAGUUUUCAAAUUCUUGCAUCAAAAAUCACACACACCAAUUUCAAUUUCUUAAAAUGGCAGCAGCAGCAAGUAAUUCUGCAUCAAAUCCAAUUCUAUGUGCUUCUUUCAAUCAAGAUAACAGCUGCUUUGUAAUUGGGACGAAAGAUGGCUUCAGAAUCUUCAAUUCCAGUUCAGGGAGACUCUUAUACGAAAGAGUUAUUGGAGCAUUUGUAAUCGUUGAAAUGCUAUAUAGCUCUAGUCUUCUUGCCAUUGUUGGAGCUGGUGAACAGGCAUCUUUAUCUCCAAGGCGUUUAUGCUUGUUCAAUACCGAAACCGAAACUGCUUUGCGGGAACUGAACUUUUUAACUUCAAUUCUGGCUGUUUGUGUUAAUAGGAAAAGGCUGAUAGUGGUUUUGCAAGGAAAAACAUUCAUAUAUGACAUAAACAGUCUUGUUAUCUUAGACACGAUAGACACAGUGCCAAAUUUGAAAGGAGUUUGUGCAUUUUCUCCAAGUUUAGAUGGUUGCUUUUUAGCCCUUCCAGCGAGCACCACAAAAGGGUCUGUGUUAGUCUACAAUGUUAUGGAUCUCCAUUCACACUGUGAGAUAGACGCACAUCGGUCGCCAUUGGCUUCAGUAGUAUUCUCUUCAAAUGGGAUGUACAUAGCAACAGCAUCCGAACACGGGACUAUAAUCAGGGUUCAUUCUGUUGCAGAUGCAACCAAGUCUUAUAGUUUCCGAAGGGGAACAUACCCGUCAAACGUAUUUUCUUUGUCAUUUGGGCAAUCUAUUGGACUUCCUGAUAUUCUUCUGGCUACAAGCUCUUCGGGCUCUGUUCACGCGUUCUUUCUUGGGUUGGCUAUAGAUCAAAGCAGAAGUAGAAGGUCAAGUACUUUUCUUGGAUCAAUAAUACCUGAUUCUGUGGGUGAUGCACUUGAUGCGGCUCAUCAUCAUGUUCUUCAUAAUGCUGUUGCACCCGGGGUCAAGAGUUAUGCCGUGAUUCGCAAGGUUGACAGAGCUUCUGACACAUCAGCAUCUGAAUCCACACCUUGCAGAGCCACAAUAUCCAUAAUUACAUACAAUGGAUAUUUCUUGGAAUAUGUUCUUAACAUCAACCAUCGGAACGAGUCUUCCUGGACGUUGGAUCGAGAAUUUAAUCUUUUAACAGCAAUUUCAGAAAGCGAGUCCAAUUCAUCAUGACCUUGGGUUGGCUUCGGAACCCAUGUAUGUUUGAAGGUUUAAUGAUGAUCUAACCAAGGGCAAUCAUGUUAUAUAAGGGCUUGUACAUCAUCUGAAGUUACAUGAAAUAAUUGUUGUAAAUAACUUUCAUUUUGGGUCUUCUUAUGGAUAACGAAUCAAAAGAUGAACCUUGUGUCGGUGUCACCUCAUCUAUGAGCUCGAACUCGUGUUGAUGUUGGUUCUGCUUGGCUAAGCUUAGCUCGGCUUGUUUGUUGAACACAACUAAAAGGGCAAAAAGAUGCGACCAGGGCAUCAAGUGUUAUAGUGGUACCCUAAUGUUAGAUUUAUUUAUAUUAUUUCAAUAUUUUUUGAAUAAUGUAA